This is a messenger RNA of Sycon ciliatum, 2124 nucleotides long. Its product is annotated as arylsulfatase B-like. Bases 429 to 1808 code for a protein of 459 amino acids. The transcript has 8 exons. Lineage: Eukaryota; Metazoa; Porifera; Calcarea; Leucosolenida; Sycettidae. The record is from RefSeq and is a predicted model, not a curated record.
AUAUGUGUGAAUAAUAAUAAGACCACUCUUGAUCGAGUGAUGAGUGACGGCGCUUGUCGCCUGGUCACUGUCGAUGAAGAACUAGCAGAAUAGAUUAGUUACUAGUAGUUGUCCAGGCGGUUGAGUGAGACGAUUUACAAUUAUUGAUGCUGAUGCAGUUUUUCGUCAACUAGCUUUGGAAAUGUUGGCAAGAAGCUCAGCCAGGAGUUACUGCAGUUAGCACUGACCAACAGCCUGACCAUGCUUCAUCUCAGCCUCCGCACAUAGUGCAGGUGAUAGCAGACGAUCUGGGCUGGAACGAUGUACCUUUCACUAGGACAGAUGCGUGUGCCAUCCUCACACCCACCCUCAGUGAGCUAGCUAGUCAGGGUGUCGUGCUGCACAACUACUAUGUGCAGCCAAUCUGCACGCCGACACGCAACUGCCUGAUGAGUGGCCGCCAUCCCGUGCAGACCGGGCUGCAGCAUGGCGUCAUUCGGGACUCUGUGCCCAAUGGACUGCCGCUGAACGAGACCACCAUUGCCCAGAUGAUGAAGAAGCUGGGUUAUGCAACUCACAUGAUUGGCAAGUGGCACCUGGGCUUCUACAAGCCGGCGUACACUCCGCAACGUCGCGGCUUUGACACCUACUUUGGCUACUACACAGGCAAUGAGGAGUUUUGGAAUCACACGUCGCCGUGCUGGACUUGUGGAAACUACACGGCCGUAGACCUGCACAGAGCCACACCGACAACUGAGAGUCCAGUCCUAGACCAAGCAGGUGUGUACUCUACAAACAUGUUCUCUGACGAAGCGGUCAACGUCAUAAAGCAGCACGAUGCAUCAACACCGCUGUACCUUUACUUGCCAUUUGAAGCUGUGCAUGGUGCGGCGAGCUGUGACCCGGACUGCUAUCGCCCCGCUGGCGAUCUGCUACAAGCGCCAGACUACUACAUCAAGCAACAGAGUCACAUCGAGAACAUGUAUCGCCGCACGUAUGCAGGAAUGGUGGGUGCACUGGACGAUGCUGUGCGGAACAUCACCGCCGCACUGAAGACCAAGGGCAUGUGGGAGAACACGGUGUUUGUGUUCACCACCGACAACGGAGCGCCGGCCAGCUUUGACGGCGCCGCCAUGAACAACUGGCCGCUGCGCGGAACUAAAGGAACACUGUGGGAGGGCGGCGUCAGAGGUGCUUCGUUUGUCACUGCUCCUGGUCGUAUCGAUAAGUCUCUGAUCGGCAAGCUGAACAACGAGCUAAUGCACGUCACGGACUGGUUCCCAACGUUUGUACACCUCGGAUCCAACAAUCACACGCAUGCCACAGCCCUGCUGAAGGACAUGCAGCUCUAUGGCGUCAAUGUCUGGGACACCAUCUCCAAGGGGGCUCAGUCCGGCCGAGAUGAGAUACUUCACAAUAUUGAUCCGCUGACCGGGCAAAUGGCCAUACGAUCCGGUGACUGGAAGCUCAUGAUCGGCAUGGGCCCAGCACGCUGGUAUCCGCCCGCGAACAUGUCCUUGAGCGACGGAGUGGCUGGCUACCGACACCAAGAUAUCACCAUCCUGGAUGCGCAUACCCUUGGCUCCUUUCAUCAGGGCGACGAUGCCGAAAAACUAUACCUUUUCAACAUAACCGCGGACCCGUACGAGCGAAACGAAGUGUCUGCAUCCUUUCCCGCCGUCGUGUCCAAACUGUCGGCACGCUUGAAAGCCCUGCAGGGCCAGACCGUGCCGUGUCGGUACCCAGAUCCCGACGAUAACGCCAACCCCAAUCUGCCGGGUAGGAACGGGGUCUGGGAGCCAUGGAUGAAGGACGAUGUGCCUGCCUGACACAGCACCAGUCUCAUUGUGAUAAGACCAUCUGUACUCUGGGGAAGAGCUGCUCAUGUCCAUGUUUCAUCAAGUAUGUAUUUGUAUUAAAUUUGUAUUUAUUUUACAUCGAUAUCAAACGGGUGUGCCUUCAGCUACUAGUCUCACCGUGCAGUGCUCUGGUUUAUGUUUCAUGCAAUCAUUGAACCAGUGGCACAGCCCAGAAAUCUAACAAUAACUAAAGUCUAUUGCUUUCUGCUACUUGUAUUUAUUUCUCUAUCCUUUGCCAUGAUAAUUAUUGUGUUGCUAUGUGUGCGAAGUAUAUGGAUUUCACUUA